Molecule: messenger RNA, 2487 nt
Organism: Colletotrichum tamarilloi
Lineage: Eukaryota; Fungi; Ascomycota; Sordariomycetes; Glomerellales; Glomerellaceae
Exons: 1
Coding region: 1-2487 (828 amino acids)
Source: RefSeq, a predicted model, not a curated record
AUGCCACCACAAACUCGCUCCAGCGGCCGGACUCCCGCCGCCGCCAACCCAUCUCCCGAUCGAGUCUAUAAGUCUAGCAAGCCGGCAAAGCAGGCAAAGUUUCCGCAUCGACGAACUGAAGUUCGAACGUAUAGCGCUCGUAAACCAACCGCUCGAAUUGCCAACCACCAGCAAAAAACCUUGACCCAGAUGUUUGAGACCACGCGCUCGUCGCCCUUGCGCCUUGAUCUAUCCGACGAAGAGGAGGAGCCCAAGCCUAGGAAGAGAAGGAGAAAGACCAUGGGAGACGAACCGACGCCAAGCUCAUCCUUUCACACGCAAACGUUGACGCAAAUGUCGCGAAGAUCAUCCGAGAAAUCCACGGCAGAAGAGGAAGAGGAGGAGGACGUAUGGCAAUUCCAGCCCUCGGAGGAUGAGGUCGAAAAGGACCAACCGGUGCUGCCCUCCGGCAACGACAAGGAGAACCAAGUGCCUGGCAAGAAGCAGUCGAGCAAACCGCCCAGCAGGACAUCCUCCGUCGUUCCGCAGACGCCAACAAAUAAACGCGUUAUUUAUGAGAUUCCAUCGUCUAUAGGCAGCCCGCUUACCCCGAUGCUGGCUAGGUACAGCCCGGCGCCAAAAAGGUCUCCCUUGAAAGACAAGUCCACAAACACAAUGUCACCGAUCCCGAAGCCCACAGCAUCCGUCAAACGGCCACGAACUCUGACAGUCCAGGAUUCUUAUGCGACGACCGGUAGCCAGAGCUCGAGCCAAAUCGUAUCUCCCAGCAAAAUGCCACUGCAGCCCACCAAAAAUGUUCGCUUCAUCACGCCCCAUCCUACAGCCAGUCUAGCUCCCAUGGAAGAAGAUGAGGAAGUGGAGGGAGAGCGUGAAGUCAGCCCAUCCCCUCGCAGGCCACAAAGGUCACCUCUGGUCGAGAUUGCAGAUUCUGAGGAUGAAUUCGAUGAUCUUGAAAUCCUGGAUGAGGAAGCUGAGGGGUACGAGGCCGUCGGCGAAGACACGCAAUUUCAGAUGGACCAGGUUCUUGCUUCAUCCGAGGAGGAAGUAGCAUCCAAAGAAGCGUCUCCUGCGGAGGAAGGCGACUCUGAUAAGGAAAACGUCGCCCCAGCCGCCAAAGAGGAUGAUGACGAAGAGGAUGAGGAGGACGCGACAGUGGUUCUAUCGAAGCCGUUUGUGUUUCCCAAAUUGUCGCGCGAUGAUUCGGACCGUAGAGAGACCGUGGAGGUCAUCACGUCUUCACCAGAGCCUACACACGACAGUGGCUCCAGUGUUCUUAAGACAGCGAGCAGGGAAACCAACGACGAGUCCGUCUCUCAGACGACGCCCACACCGAGUCAGAAAACUCCCAAGGCUAAAGGAAAGGCGGCUGUCGAGACACCAAAGACACCAAAGACCCCUUACACCCAAGGACUAGAGAGCCAGCGGCUACCCUACAGCGUCAUUCACGGCAUGGGGCGACAGGGCGAUCGGACCGACAUCUUUAUUUCCAUACAUCCCGAGCACAUGGAGGCUAUUGUUGCCGGCGAGAAGAACCACGAAUUCCGCAAUUACAGAAUCCCCCACACUGUCACCCGCAUGUGGCUUUACGUCACGAAGCCUGUUGCGGAACUGCGGUACAUGGCCUGCUUCAGUGAGGCCAAAUCGCCUGGUGAGAUUGAUGAGAACGGGGUCGGCAACGCGGAGUUCAAUCAGAACAAUGGUUCCAAGUUUGCGUAUCAUCUAAAGAAGGUCUUCCAGCUAAAUGAUCCAAUGUCUUUACGGGAAAUGAUGGACCUGGAUUGGCUUCACGGACCACCGCAAAAGUACAACUACGUGCCGCCCGCCGUCGUCGGACAGUUGAUGGCCAACCUGCGUUGCUGUGUUGUCGGUAAAGACGGAGAAGAGGAAGACGAUAUCGCAUCGGAGCCCGAGAUCGGCAGGAAGGAGUUUUUGCCGGCAGCCGGAGGUCCUUCAGAGGAGCAGACGGUCUCCCAGGAGCUCGCCGAGCAACUCCGAAGCGACAUUGAGCACUCCACCCAGCACCACUCCUCCGACGCCGACCUGCUGGUACCGUCAAGCCAGACCCCAACCAGGAACCGCGGCGGUCGCGGCGCUCGAAAGUUCGGCACAGAGCUCCCCCAAUUCACCAAGCCAGCUCUGCCCCCGACGCCCCUCAGCCGCCCGCCCAAUCCAACGCCGCGGCGGGCGGUCCGGCCCUCGCAGGCGACGACGGCAAGUCAGGCGUCGAGCCCCUCCCAGUCGCCCGUUAAGUUCAGGUCUGCGCCGCGGCGGCCGACGCGCUCGAACAACAACUCGAGCCUGCCCAUCUUUGUGGACGACGAGGACGAGGACGAUAGUCCCGUCCACCUGCCGCCGGGAACGUUCCAGAUGGAUUCCUCGCAGUUGCUGUCCAAGAGCCAGAUGCUGCCUGAAAGUCUGCUACGUGAUGACAGCGGUGACGAGGACGAUAUCAUUGUGUUUGAUUCAGAUCAGGAUGAUGAGCUGUAG